CUUGGAACGCAGAGUCAGUGUGCCAGCCUGGGCCGGAUGAUCAUCAUGUUGGAGGGGCGCCACCACUGCCAGGAGGAUUGGAUUCGAUAGCAUAUUUAAUCAAGAGCAAGCGUUCAAGCUUGCCAUACGGUAUAAUAAUACAGGCAUUGGGGGAACAACUGCACACGAACCCUUCUUUGGCUUCGGUCAACACACCAUGGGCACUCUAGAAGGCACUCAUUGACGCACGUCUGAGCAAUGCACUGCUGCACAUGGGUGAUGAAUGCAGGACAUACAAGAAGCUGGCCAUGCGCGCAGGCCAAGGUGCUUGCAGGAGCCUGAUGGGGUGGUGCAAUGUUCGGCUUUGUCAGAUACAUCAUCCUUCUUAGCAUUGACCUCUGUAGCUUCUUCUGUUCUCUGUUUCUUGUGGUUUGGAUCCUUGGCUUCUUGCUGUUCAGCUUCACAAGCUUCCAGUUUCUGCGAACUCUCUUCUCGACCCUCACCAUCUGAGGGUUGACCGGCAAGUAGGCUUCUAGCAGCAUUGUAGAAUGUGGAGUCGAUAGAGCGCCGUUCUGACCAGGGACAUGCCCAUGCAUUGAUUGAGGUACAGACAUACGCCCAAGCUUUCUCAGGAUUCUUAGCUUUGACAGCGGCCUCAACCUUUUUAGCAUGUGGGAAGUCCACUUGAAGAGAGCCUCAAAUGGGCACUUCAGCAACCUGCUCUCUGGUUAUAGAUCUACCUCCCUACCAGCGACUGCUCCUCGAAUCUUUGCCCAUGUAGAAGCCCCCAGGGCUAUCAGAGCGUGCUCUUUUCCUUUGAGAUCCUGGAGCCGCACUGUAUGGAGUGGCAUCCUGGCAGCGUCUUUGCUGAGCGGGCCAUGGACUGGUGGUAGCUCUCAAGCUGUCGUCUUGGAAAGCAGACAGGCGAUCAGUGAUGCUCUAGCUCAACAAACUAUGAAGGAUCAGCACUCCAGCCUUCUAAGACAGAGGGUGACAAGCGGCAAGCCAGUCGCUGCCCCGAUGGCCCAGGCAGCGGUUAAAGAAGCAGCCAGUGACACCAAGUCCCCCGUGCGGUCAGAGGGGUACCUGAACGCUAAGGGGCACAACGGUCAAAUCAACCGCGUCUACUACUCUGUCCCCAAAGGCCAGGCUGCCACUCAGAACGCUCUGUACUUUGUUGGGGACUACGUUGACGGCGACGGAGACGCCCUGAUUGAGCGGCUUAACACCGGGGAGGGCGUCGCGGCGACUCUCCUCCCAAAGUUAGACCCGGGGUCAAACCUGUUCAUUGUGUACCCCUCCAUGUACCAGGACCGCAUCUGGGCGUGCUACACCAGCAUGCUCCCCGCCACUAGCCGCACCGGCGAACCCCUGGGCUUCGAUGGGAAAGACCCCAUGGCUGCGCGGCAGCUGGGGGCCCUGCUCCAGGACGCCCUCCGACAAAUUUCGGCCUUCCCUGAGGGGACCCAAGGGGGGAACGAGGAAGCGUCUGCGAACAAUGAAGCGGGCCGGUCAGCAGCCGGACUGCCGGUGGGACAUACGGAGACGUCCGUUCCCGGCGUUUCGGCACCCUCCGCUUCCGCGUUGCCCACUUUCGUCAUGGGCUUCUCCAAGGGUGGGGUCGUGCUGAACGAGAUCCUUGCAGAGAUAGCCGCUCUGGAGGACCGCCGGCCAGCAAGCGGCGCCAGUGGGCGAGAAUCUAAUACCGUGGGGAAGGUGCGCUCAUAUACGAGUUCGUCUGGAGGGGCGAAGUCCUCUGGGGAGGGUUUCAGCGGAGCGGAGGCCUUCCUCGAGAGCAUCACCGAAGUACACUAUGUCGACGUCGGGCUCAUCUGUCCCGGCGCAUACCUUACCGACCCGCAAAAGCUGAGCAACGUGGUGCGGAGGGGGGCAAGGAAUCCUCUUACGAUCGGCCUACAUGGAACCCCCCGGCAGUGGGAAGAGAGGCGGCGGCCAUGGAUAGGGGAGGAGAAGGACCGCAUGCUGGCGACCCUGCGCGCAGAAGCAGCGGCUGCUGGUGCGAACAGUGGCUUCGAGGUCUUUGAGAGGGGCUACUGUGAAGGGGGAAAGGUUGGCAUGAGAAUGCACUUUGAGAUCGUCGAUCUGGCGGACUUUGGACGGCCAGGACCGGCAUAGAAAGAUUCGGGAUAUUGUACAGGAAGCACUGAACUUUAGUGGAAGGAUUGUGUUGUUCUGCUAUUUCGCUGUAAGUCUGCUCUACACUCGAACUAGGUGAAGGAAUAGUGCACCGCUUCUGAAAGGACUCCAUGGUGGCCAAUGAAGCGCACAAUGUCCUUUUGUACAGGCGUGUACUCGAGGCCAGCGGGGUUGAAAGAUUUGACAUGCUCGUCAAAAGCUUCUUAAUCAAAUUACGGGCCAGACCAGGUAGUGGACAGUUGUGCUUGCAUGCAACCGCGUGACAUGCA
This is a messenger RNA of Klebsormidium nitens, 2405 nucleotides long. Lineage: Eukaryota; Viridiplantae; Streptophyta; Klebsormidiophyceae; Klebsormidiales; Klebsormidiaceae. The record is from the annotation of a GenBank genome assembly.